Molecule: messenger RNA, 3234 nt
Organism: Iphiclides podalirius (scarce swallowtail)
Lineage: Eukaryota; Metazoa; Arthropoda; Insecta; Lepidoptera; Papilionidae
Source: the annotation of a GenBank genome assembly
AUGGCUGACAAAGACCAAGUGAUUCAAGCACUCAGAGCCACACUUAUAUCAGUGAAAGGAGCACUUACUAUAAAACAGUGUAAUCGUGACUACAGAGAAUUGCAAGGUGAAUGGAUUCCUUUCAAGAAACUUGGUUAUCCAACGCUAGAAAAACUUUUCCAAGAUGUUCCUGGCUUUAAAAUAACCCAAAUUAAUGGCGAAUGGUAUGUCGACGCCAUAGCGAGUCAAGAAACACAACAUAUUGCCUCAAUGGUUGCCCGUCAGAAGCCAAGUAAAAAAACUAAUCUUAAAUUAAAUCAUCCGAAUCGAUUUCCGAAGAAACAAGGGUCGUGGAGAAAACCCGCGCCGUCGUCGAGUUACACAUCAAAUUACGACAAUCAAUAUUCAAAACAGUACUACAGAGCUAAAUCGAACACUCCGUUCAACAAUAAUACCUAUAAUAAAUAUAAUAAAUAUAAUAAAUCGAACGAAACGAAAAAUGUACCUCCACCACAACAGACAAAACAAGUAAGCAAGAGCACAGAACAGCCCGAAAAGAAUAACUCCGUUUCUAAGAGUUGUAACGCACCUUCACAACGAGAAGUUAUUAUACUCAAUGAUGAGUUCAAGCAUUCCACACGUAACGAAAAAGAGACUGAAAAUAGAGGCAACAGCAAGGUAUCGGCCUCGCAAAGACUUUCCAAUCUGAGAGACCGUCUAAACACGGUCGAUCUUAUUCCGCUGCAACUGCCGGCUCACAAUAGUGUCUUGGAAAGUGCCGGUUCAGUUGCGCCCGUGGCACCGGCUCACAGCCUGGAACCUCCACCAGACUCGACCUCGUCCUUCGAGAAGCUGGAGUGGACCUGCAGAAAGUUGGGGCUGCCGCAGCCGCUGUACAAGGUGUACGACUACAGACCUAAAAAAGGUCCCGUCACCUACGACUGCACUGUCAAAGUGGGCAACAAGUACUCGGCGACCUCCUACCCGGACUCGUCGCCGUCGGGCGAUCUCGCCAAGGAGGUGGCGGCCGUGAAGGUGCUGGCCUCCAUAGAGGGCUCUGAGGUGAGCGGCCUGCCGACGGCGAGCGCGGCCCGAGCGGUCAUCCGCCUCGCCGACCUCGUGGCCGAGCACGAGGCCGGCCUCUGGGCCAACAUCGUGCCCCACAUGUACAGGGAAAAAUAUAACGAAAACUUGCCAAGUAACUGGCAAGAACUAAUCGAAAAUUGUCCCCGAAUAUUAAAAGAUAGAGUGGUAAAUGGACUCUUAGUUCUUCUACCCAACAAUGAGGAGUAUUCGCCGGUAAUCAUUGACACGAAUGCGCUGGACGAGACCAUUGAGACCGACUUACCGCCACUUCAGUUCCCCGAGGAUGACUUUUGGAAUGUGUUCAUCACCGUUGCCAACUCCACGCUGGAGAUAUGGCUACGGAUUAUUGGGCCCGAGUAUAGUGAUAUAUUUGAAAUGCUCCUAGCGGAUAUGGCAAAGUAUUACGAACAUUCGGGAACGAAUGUGGACAAAUCAAUGAUUAUUAAAAAUGCCUGGUAUGCCGUGAACCUUGACGACGGUGGCUGGCAACGUGCGAAGAUUUUGGAAAUAGAAGAAGACACGGCGAACGUGUUCCUGGGCGACCAUGGCGAUGACGACACGGUUUAUUUGAAUAAGAUAAAGAUUCUUGAGCCGCAGUUCAGGAAACUGCCUGCGCAGGCGAUCCUGUGCCGCCUGGACGGCGCCGAGGAGCUGGCGGCGAGCGAGACGGGCGCGGCGCUGGUGCAGCGGCGGCUGCCGGGCGAGGUGCUGGUGGCGGCGCCCGGGCCCCGCACCGAUCCCACCGACCCCGCCGUCGCCGUUGUCCUCUACGACACCUCCACGCAGCGCGACCUCAACCUCAACAAGGAGAUCGUGCACGACUUCUGCAUCGCCGGCGCCUUCACGGUCACGCAGAAGUUCUGCGAGGUGGAGGUGGGGUGCGUGACGGAGGAGGGGCGGGUGUGGGUGUCGCGCGCGGGGGGCGCGGGCGUGGUGCGCAACGCGCUGGCGCUGCUCACCAGCGGCCCCUACCGGCGCCCGCUGCCCGCCGCGCCGCACGCCCCGCCGCCGCAGGCCGCGCUCUUCAUCGUGCGCACGCUCGCCGGCGACUGGGUGCGUUGCCGAAUCAUUAGCGCCCUGGACGGCGAGGGGACGGUGCGCACCCAGCUGGUGGACAGCGGGCUCAUCCUCCGCGCGCCUCUCUCCUCGCUGGUGCCUCUGCAGACCUUCUCGCCAGCGCUCAACGCCUACCCGCCGCAGGCGAUCCAGGUGCGGCUGGGGCCGGCGGAGCGCGCGGCGGCCGCGAUGGCCGGCCGGCUGCGCGAGAUGCUGAUCGGCGCGUGCGUGCUGUGCCGCGGGCUGCCGGCGCCGGCCGCGGGCCUCGGCGGGCCCCCGCACGUCGAGCUGUUCGUGCGCUUCGGCCCCCAGGCCAUGCUCGCCUCCGUCAACAACUGCAUCCUCACGGAGUACGACUUCCUGCAGCUUGGCAAGUUGAAAGAAGACGCGAAAGACGCCACGGACCACGUGGAGGCGUUGAAUAAGAAGAAGGAGCGUAUAUUCCGUACGACGUCUGGGGGGGCCAUCGGCGGUGCGGUAACGGGUGUGGCAUCGAACGGCGAAUCGCGACACACGUUGCCUCCCCCCGCACUCCCUGCGCCCGGCAAGUGCUUUGACGUAUACAUCGCCAUGGCUGCCAGCCCGUAUAACUUCAUUGUCCAGUCGAAUACCACGAGACACGUUUUGUUAACAAUGAUGUCUACAUUGCAAACCGAGUGCCCAAAACUGACUGAAGCUGAGGCACCCGUCAAUCCCGUUAGCGGUGAAUUGUAUACACUUUGUUAUGAAAAAGAUGCUUCAUGGUACAGGGUAAUUAUAGCUGGAUCUGUAUCAGCAGAGAUGGUCUCCGUUUAUUUUUGUGAUUAUGGCGAUUUAGCUCUAAUCGCAAUAAAAGACUUGCGGCCGGUGCCUCCAGGAGCGCCUCUAGCUCUUUCAUUGCCGCCACAAGCCAUUAAAGCAAAACUUUUUGAUGUGCUGCCUCUUCAUCAAGACUGGGCUGUGGAAGACUGUAUUAGAUUUCAGGAGUUAUGUGUUGAACAACAGUUUGUUGGAAUCUGUAAGGAGGUGGGAAAGGAUCCGCUAAAUCCAAAUGAACCCCUUCUUACUCUUGAUCUUAUAGACACCUCAACAGAUGAAGAUAUAUAUUUAAACAAGCAACUGUGUGUUGAAGCU